Molecule: messenger RNA, 2941 nt
Organism: Camellia sinensis
Lineage: Eukaryota; Viridiplantae; Streptophyta; Magnoliopsida; Ericales; Theaceae
Product: pentatricopeptide repeat-containing protein At4g04790, mitochondrial
Molecular function (GO): protein binding
Source: RefSeq, a predicted model, not a curated record
CUAGUCCAAUUAUAUGCCCGUUAACCCACACCUGCAACCCAAAUCCAACAACCCAUCAUCACCUAUCUCUUGUUGCACACAGAGAGAGAGAGAGAGAGAGAGAGAAGAGAAUGAAAUGCCCGCCUCCAAAGCCAAGAACCUCAGCUCACUGUUCCGUUCCGCCAUUAAAACCGCCUCCAAGAUCUUUCCCUCCCUCGACGCACCUCUCAAACACUUCGUCUCCUCACUCGACACCUCCUCCUCUUCUUCUUCUUCUUCUUCUUCUUCUUCCACCACUUCCAAUCUCAAACGCUCUAUCAAAUUUCCCAAAUCGCCUUCUCGUUCCAAGAACUCUCCUCCUUCUAAAUCAGCCACUCUUUUGGCUGUCGAGAGCUUGAAGUUCGACUCAGCGCCUCAUCUUGAUGAAUCAACUCAGGAACUGUCAAAGGAGAUAUCUUCCAUAUUGCUUGAUGGUUCAUCAUUGGAUACGGCUAUUUCCCUUGAUUCCCGAGACGGCAAUGAUGAUAAACCUGAAAAAAGUCUUUUAGAAAUACCAUGGUUCUCAAGCAUGUCACACAAUAACAUCUCACUUCGUCGGAAAGAAGUAUCACGUGAUAGGAAGCAAAAGUGGAUUUUUAAGAGUGGCCAAACUCAUCGUUUUGACCGGCUAGUUAGAAUGUGUGCACAAAAGCUGGGGGCAGAUGCAACUAUUAAGGUAUUUGGUAGAUUGGGACGAGAGACUGGUGUGAAAGAAUAUAAUGCGUUAAUAGGACUUUGCAUAGAGGAGGCCAGAAAAACUGAAGAUGAAGAAGUUUCGUUACAACAGAUUUCCAAGGCAUAUAAACUUUUCAAGUCAAUGAAGCAACUUGGUUUUCAGCUAGAGGAUGAAACUUAUGGUCCAUUUCUGAUGUUUCUAAUUGACAUGGAGAUGGUACAAGAAUUUGUAUAUUUCUGUGAAGCUAUCUAUCAGGAGAAUCCAAAUUCACUAUCAAGAUUAGCUUACUAUGAGAUGAUGCUUUGGAUUAGAGUUAAUAAUGAAGAUAAAAUAACAGAGCUCUGUGAUUAUAUUUUAACUAACGAUGAUGGUGACAAACCCAACUUUAAAGAAAGUUAUUUGCUGGCCCUGUGUGAAAGUGACCGGAAGAAGGAGCUUUUGCUACUACUACAGAUCAUUGACAUAACCGAAAUUUCUCUGGGUCAUCUACCAAAUAUUUUCAGAUCCUUGGGGAGGCUUUUAUUGGAGUCUUUUGUGAAGAAAUUUAUUUUGGAAUUAAAAAGCUGUGGUGCAGAUAUUGGGGCAGAAAAUACCUCAAACUUCAUCUAUAAUUAUGCAAUUAGCAUGCCAAAUUUAGCGGUUGAAGAUGUUUUUUUAAAUUUCAAAAACUUGCAUCGGGAAUUGGAGGUGACACCUUCUUCCGCAUCAUAUGAGAAGCUCAUUAGACAUUGUUGUGAUUCACUGAAGGUUCACAUGGCUCUUGAUAUAGUUGAUCAGAUGUUUGAAGCAGGUUUAACCUUAUCAAUAGAAACAUUUCAUUCCAUAUUACAUGCAUGCGAGGAGAGUUGUGACUACAACUUGGUUCAUCGAAUCUAUUCAGUGAUUCGUCAUAAUAACUUGAAGGCGAAUAAUGAGACAUUCAGGAGUAUGAUAAAUUUGAGCGUAAAAAUGAAAGAUUUUGAGGGUGCAUAUAGCAUGAUCAAAGAUCUGGAGAAAAUGAAUUUGAUGCCUACAGCUAGCAUGUACAAUGCCUUAAUGGCAGGAUAUUUUCGGGAGAAAAACAUUCGUGGUGGUUUGAUGGUUCUCAAACACAUGGAACAUGCAGAUGUCAAACCUGAUACUCAGACUUUCAGCUAUCUUAUAGGGAACUCUGAUUGUGAAGAGGAUAUUGUUAAGUAUUAUGAAGAACUGAAGCAUUCUGGAGUUCAAAUUACGAAACAUAUUUUCAUGGCACUUAUAAAUGCAUAUGCUGCUUGUGGACAGUUUGAGAAGGCAAAACAGAUAGUCUUGGACAAAGGAGUACCCAUCAAGAGCUUAAAUGAAAUUAGAAGUGUGCUCGUCUCAGCUCUUGCAUCACAUGGGCAAGUCUCUGAUGCGCUUAACAUAUAUGAAGAAAUCAAAUAUGCUGAAUGCAACGUGGAGCCCAAAGCCAUUAUAUCUCUUAUUGAGUACCUUCAAUCUGAAGGAGAGUUGAGUAGAUUGCUUCAGCUACUUGAGGAAUUAAAUGAUCAAAAUUAUUGGGUUGAUGGAUGCUGCAGGGUCAUUUCAUAUUGUGUUAAACACAAGUAUUUAAGUUCUGCUGUUGAUUUGCUGAAGCAACUCAGGGAUAAGUUUUAUGAUGAUGAAGUCGCCGUAGAAGGUCUUUUUGACGAGGUAUUUUCAAAAAUUGCUGAGAUGGAGCCUGCAGAUUUGCAAUUUGGCUUGGAUAUGCUUCAAGCCAUCAAGGAAGAGAUUGAUGUUCGCCCUUCACGAAAAAGUCUUGAUUUUCUCCUCAGUGCUUGUGUUAGUGCAAAAGAUGCGGCGAGUUCUCUUUUAAUUUAUAAAGAAUAUCAGACAGCUGGCCUUCCUUACAACAGUUUAACUUUCUUAAGGAUGUAUCAAGCCCUCUUGGCUUCAGGGAAUCGUCAAUCUGCAAGAAAAAUGCUAAACAACAUACCAAAAGACGAUCCACAUAUUCGCAUUGUCAUCAAAGCAUGUCAAGAAACUUACAGAAAGCCGGCCUCUUCUAAGGGGAAGAGGAAGAAGAAGAAAAAGGAAAACAGUGAAGAAAUGGAAUGAGUGCGAAUAAAAAAUGAGAAAAAGGAAAAGAAAAGAUAAAAUGGAGAUGAGAUGGAAGUGUAAUUGGCGUUGUGGUGUUGCUAAAGCCUUGUAUGAGAAUAGAUUCAUCUAUAUAUAUAGAGUAAUUUUUUUAGGAUGUUUGAGGACUUCUUAAGUAUUUGUUCAAUAAUUUAUUUUUUUUGCUGUUAA